Molecule: messenger RNA, 860 nt
Organism: Aspergillus versicolor CBS 583.65
Lineage: Eukaryota; Fungi; Ascomycota; Eurotiomycetes; Eurotiales; Aspergillaceae
Exons: 1
Coding region: 72-680 (202 amino acids)
Source: RefSeq, a predicted model, not a curated record
AAUGCUUUUUACCACUGAAAUUGAACUUCCGUACUAGUCAUCAGACUCUACACAACCCCAACCGACCCAAAAUGCCAUUAAGAGCGGCGGCACCACAGCCCUCCCAACCCCCCAAAGAAUCCGCCUACACCCAAUCCGCCAACCCCGUAACCCACAGUCCCUACGAAGUCAAACAAAGCCAAGAGCGUGAACAACGCUCAUACGGCACCGCGCCGGGCCUGAUAACCCGCGGCGCAUCUUCAAAGCCCUCCACAAACGAAACAAUACUAGCCGCGAAGCAUCGACACGAGGCCUCCCUCAAGGCGAUGCAGGACGAGGGUGACGUGGAUACGGACUACGGGGUUGAGCAGCAGCCUAACGAGGGCGCGAUUGCGCAUGCGGUGGAGGACCACUCGCGGCAUCGGAUGCAGGCGGGUGCGCAUGCUGGUGCUGUUGGGACUGCGCAGGGGCCUGGAAUGCCGGCGUAUGGGGAAGAAGUGGACACGAUGGCGCAUCUGGAUAGGAAGCGGGAGGAGCAUCGGCGGAUUUUGGGGGAGAGGGUUGGACGGUCGCCACCGGUACCGGAUGGGGAGACGGCGGAGAGGGAGAGGCUUAGGGAGAGGAAGUUGAAGGAGAAUAGGGAGCUACAUGUUGGGGAUGCAGUGAGGGAGGCGACGGGGAGCCCGGUUGUCGGGAGGUAGCUUGGUGAAACUUUUUUGUUGUUCCGUUAUUGAUUAUCAGAAUUGUGGGUAUUAUUGUACAGGUUAUUGAGAUCCACUGAAGUGAAGCUUAGACAUAAUUCAUACUUGGGUAUCAAAACAAAUCUUCACGCGGUUUUCGGUGAUGAACUCAGCUAUCUGCAUCAUCUCCUUCACCGAUCG